Fraxinus pennsylvanica is the source of this 1029-nucleotide messenger RNA. Lineage: Eukaryota; Viridiplantae; Streptophyta; Magnoliopsida; Lamiales; Oleaceae. The record is from the annotation of a GenBank genome assembly.
AUGAAUACAUCUGUUUCUACAUCUGCCGCAUCAUCAUCAGCAUCUACCACCACUUCCUGGCUCUCUGGCCUUGUGCGCGGCCGCUCCGCCAGCGUAACGAUGGCCAGUAACUCCUCCUCAGCCGCCGCUGGCGACAGUCUCAACGGCGGAAGCGGACCCAUUAACAAGAAACGUCAGUUCCGUGGUGUCAUGUUCAAGUACGGCCCCAAACCAAUCCAGGUUGCAUUUAAGACCGGUGAUUAUAAACAGCAAGUUAUUUUUAUUGGUGGACUCACGGAUGGCUUUUUGGCGACUGAAUAUUUGGAGCCCUUGGCAAUUGCAUUGGAGAAAGAGAGCUGGUCACUAGUUCAAUUUCUGUUUUCAUCUUCAUACAGUGGAUAUGGCGUGUCAAGCUUGAAACAAGACGCCUUGGAGCUUGAUCAAUUGAUAAGUUACUUGAUAAACAAGGAAGAUUCAGAAGGUGUGGUACUACUUGGACACAGUACUGGCUGCCAGGAUAUCGUGUAUUACAUGCGUACCAAUGCAGCAUGUUCAAGAGCAGUGCGUGCAGCCAUUUUACAGGCUCCAGUGAGUGACCGGGAAUUCAAAGCCACUCUCCCAGAAACUGCUUCCAUGAUUGAUUUAGCUUCAACGAUGAUUAGUGAAGGUCGAGGAUCAGAAUUAAUGCCUCGGGAAUCCAAUCCAGAUUCCCCAAUAACGGCCUAUAGAUAUCAUUCGCUUUGUGCAUACAAUGGUGAUGACGACAUGUUCAGUUCUGACUUUAGUGAAGACCAAUUGAAACAGAGACUUGGACACAUGUCCAAUACACCUUGCCUGGUGAUGUUCUCCAUGGCUGAUGAAUACGUACCAGAUUAUGUGGACAAGAAAGCAUUGGUCAAUAGAUUGUUCAGAGCAAUGGGUGGUGCAGAAAAAGUUGAAAUCGAAUAUGGAAACCAUUCGCUCUCUAACAGAGUUGAGGAAGCUGUCCAGGCAAUAAUCGAAUUUGUAAAAAGAGACGGACCCAAAGGAUGGGAUGAUCCAUGGAGUUAA